This is a messenger RNA of Carassius auratus (goldfish), 2331 nucleotides long. RefSeq names its product sodium channel and clathrin linker 1. Lineage: Eukaryota; Metazoa; Chordata; Actinopteri; Cypriniformes; Cyprinidae. The transcript has 22 exons. The record is from RefSeq and is a predicted model, not a curated record. Gene Ontology annotation, biological process: clustering of voltage-gated sodium channels; cilium assembly. Bases 63 to 2168 code for a protein of 701 amino acids. Gene Ontology annotation, cellular component: centriole.
AUGAAUCUGAUUGGCUGGAAGGAUCUUUAAACUACAAGGCGGAAGGAUUUGGAGAUGCAAAAAUGACAACAGAAGUCGAGUUUCUUCGAGAUCAAGUGAAUCGUUUAAACUCCGUCCUGGGACGAUAUCAGGAUGAAUUUCCUCCUCCCUCAGUGUCACAGACAGGUGAUGUGGUCAUGGAAUCUGCAGCUCCCUGGCUCUCAGACAGAGGUCUAAUGGCUCCUCUAAUAGAAGAAUAUGACAGACACAUACAACAGAUGGGGAUGCAGCUCAAGUUCUAUCAGAGGCAGAUGACAGACGUCAAAGCAAGCCUGGAGCAGGUGGUUAAGGAAAACGAGCGGCUUCAUGCAGAGCAGAGAAUGUCCAUUGAAAAGCAGUUGCAGUCUCUGUCCACUGGAACAGCAGGAGACACGACAGCGGAUGCGAUCGCCAUUAGCAAUCUGGAGGAGCAGGUCAAGUGUGCCGUGGAGGAGAAAGAACGGGCUCUUCAGAUGUGGCAGACUGCUUCGCAUGAGUUGGAUCGACUGCAAACCCAGUAUCAGUGCUCCAUAAGUGACGGACAAAUACACGCAGUUGAAAGGCAACACAUGCAGAAUCAGCUGGCGCAGGUUCAGCAACACAACCAGAAGCUCCAGCUGACCAAUCAGAAGCUGGAAUCAACCAAUCAGCAGUUCCUGAAGACGGUGGCAGAACAGAGCGGUGAGCUGGAGCAGUUACGCAGCCAACUCAGGCAAGCAAAGCUUGAGCAGAGAUCUUCUGCGACUAAAGUGGAGGAAAUGACCAGACUCCUGCAGAAUGUCCAGGAUCAGAUGCAGAGGAGGGAAGAGGACACAGCAGAAGCUCAGGGUAGAGAAGAAGCAUCUGAUCGGAGACUUCAGCAACUACAAGCAGCACUGAAGCAGCUAGAAGCCAGACUCAAAGCUGCGACGCAGGACUCCGAGUCGGUGCGCAGGAAGCAGACGGAUUGGGAGCGACAAGUGGGAGAACUACAGGGUCGCUGCGCCUCUCUGGAAGAGGAGAAAUUUGAAGCCCUCAGUCGCCUCCGCAACUCCAUCCAGCUGGCUGAGGAAGCCUCGCUUCAGAGAGAACAGGCUCAGCUGAGGGAGAAACAGAGAGCAGAAGAGCUGGAGAAGAUGAAAGAUGCCAUGAAGCAGCUGAUUCAGGAUGCUGCCAUGCUCACCAGGAAAGAGGUGCUCACUGCUAAUGUUCUUGAACUUUCAAAGGAAGACAACAGAAUACGACACGAGGUAGAGAGUGUUCGUAAGCAGUGUAACGUUCAGAUUCAUCGUAUGGCUGAGGAGCUUUCUGCCCUGCAACUGGAGUGUGCCGAUAAAGAGACACAGAUUGAAAGAGCCCAUCGGGAGAGAAAAGCUGUGGAAGAGGAGCUGGAGAAGGUCUAUAAAGAGGGCCGAGUUGGAGAGCCUGAGAUGAGGAAGAUGGAGGCUCUCCAUCAGAGAUGUUUAAAUGCUGAACGAAUGAAGGACGAAAUGCAACUCACACUCAACAGCACUAAAAACAAGAUGAAGAAGAUGGAGAUGGAGUAUUCAGAGGAGCUGUCGCGCUGUCAGGAGGAGUUGCGGAGGCUGCAGUCCACGCUGACGAGUGCAAGACAGGAGAGUACAGCCAUCAGUGAGGAGAGACUUACACUGCAGCAAGAGAACCAGCAACUGCACAGAGACAUGGAAGCACUGCGCAAAGAGUGUGCGCUCGCUCAGAGACGCGCCAAACAACAGGUGUCUUCAAUGCAGCAGGAGCUGUGUGUGAAGGAGCAAGGUUUAGAGUCCAGGCUGAGAGAGAUGGAGGAGAGCAGUAAAAACUCCAGCGCUGGUUUGAGCAGACUGCUGCUCGCUCAACAGAAAACCAUCAGCCGCUACAAAGACGAGGCCAAGAACCUCACACAGGCUUUCCAACAGAAACUCGACAGCCUCAGGUCAGAGCUGAACAGACAGAAACAGCGCGCUCAGGAACUGGAGAUCCAGGUGGAAGCUGAUCAUCAGAAGAUACUGGAGUAUGAGAGGCAGGUUUUAGAGCAUCAGGAGAAGAACACACGUCUACAGAGGCGUCUUACUCAGGCAGAGCACCGUGCGGUCAGUGCAUCACAACAGCUGAGUGUGAUAUCACAACGGAGAAAAGCUGCAUCCAUGAUGGAUCUUGAGACUUUAUCAUAGAUAAACAGCAUUCAUCAUCAUCAUCAUCAUCAUCAUCAUCAUCAUUCUGAUCAGUUUGUUUUUGGGCUUCACAGUGUGUCAAGAGCUUUCAUUGGCAGCAUUCCCCAUGUGUUUAUUAUUGCCAAUUAAUCUAAUAAAAAGAACUUCAGUUCACCACUUACCA